Messenger RNA from Didymodactylos carnosus, 534 nucleotides. The record is from the annotation of a GenBank genome assembly. NCBI's taxonomy places the organism in Eukaryota, Metazoa, Rotifera, Eurotatoria, Philodinida, Philodinidae.
AUGAUUAUUUCUCUUCUCAGAGAGCAGUGUUACAAUAUAUCUUUUUUAGGAACCACGACACCAGUUGUUCCUACGACUACGAUUUAUACGAACCAAAUUCUCAACCAAACAUCUGCAACAACCAAUCGUCAAAUCUAUUUGCUUUCAUCCCCAUUGACUGCAUCACCACUUUUGUCUCAAGUUAGUGCACUCUAUAUUGCACAGUCAACCUAUGAAACACUGACAUUUGGCAUACGUAAUGAUCCAGGAUAUACCUGGAUUGAUAAUAUUUCAGUUUUAUCCAACGGACACGAACUACUUGUCAACGGUAAUUUUGAAUAUGCCAAUAAUACUGGUUGGCAGGGUGCAUCUCACCUCGGUAAUACUUGCGGAGUAUGUAGUUCAUAUUGUUAUAACGACGGUGUAACGGGUAAUCCAGAUUAUGUUAGUCAAACAUUUCAAACCACACCCGGAUCAUUAUUAUAUAUCAGUUUCUAUAUUGGAUGGAGCGGCAGUGGUUCUGCUGUUCUAGCUAAUGUAACAAUAUAUCCUUGA